Indicator indicator is the source of this 2270-nucleotide messenger RNA. RefSeq names its product ADAM metallopeptidase domain 10 (gene ADAM10). Bases 1 to 2250 code for a protein of 749 amino acids. NCBI's taxonomy places the organism in Eukaryota, Metazoa, Chordata, Aves, Piciformes, Indicatoridae. The record is from RefSeq and is a predicted model, not a curated record. Gene Ontology annotation, cellular component: plasma membrane; synaptic membrane. Gene Ontology annotation, molecular function: metalloendopeptidase activity involved in amyloid precursor protein catabolic process. Gene Ontology annotation, biological process: membrane protein ectodomain proteolysis; Notch signaling pathway. The transcript has 16 exons.
AUGGAUCUGGCGGGGACGAUAAUCCUGCUGUUCUCCUGUGCAGUGGGCGCCGGAGGCCAGUAUGGAAAUCCUCUAAAUAAGUAUAUUAGACAUUAUGAAGGUUUGUCAUACGAUGUGGAUUUAUUACACCAAAAACACCAGCGUGCCAAAAGAGCAGUAUCGCAUGAAGAUCAGUUCUUGCGCCUGGAUUUUCAUGCUCAUGGAAGAUACUUCAACCUUCGAAUGAGGAGAGAUACAUCUCUUUUUAGUGAUGACUUCAAAGUAGAAAUAUCAAACCAAGUAAUUGAUUAUGAUACCUCCCAUAUUUACACUGGACACAUUUAUGGUGAGCAGGGAAGUCUUACCCACGGAUCAGUUAUUGAUGGAAAAUUUGAGGGAUUCAUCCAAACUCACAGUGGGACCUUUUAUAUUGAGCCAGCAGAGAGAUAUAUAAAAGACAAGACUUUACCGUUCCAUUCUGUCAUUUAUCAUGAAGAUGAUAUCAAAUAUCCACAUAAAUAUGGACCACAAGGAGGCUGUGCAGAUCAUUCAGUAUUCGAAAGAAUGCAGAAGUACCAGAUGACUGGUAUAGAAGAGCCAUCCACAAAGAAGCCUGUUGAAGAGCCUAAAAACAAUGGUCCAAAAGUUUUAAGAAAAAAGCGUGCUACUCAGGCUGAAAAAAAUACAUGUCAGCUGUAUAUUCAGACUGACCAUCUGUUCUACAAGCAUUAUGGAACAAGGGAAGCUGUAAUUGCACAGAUCUCCAGCCAUGUUAAAGCAAUUGACACAAUUUACCAGUCAACGGAUUUCUCAGGUAUCCGUAACAUCAGCUUCAUGGUGAAACGAAUAAGAAUUAACACAACUGUAGACGAAAAGGACUCUUCCAAUCCCUUCAGAUUUCCUAACAUUGGUGUGGAAAAGUUUUUGGAACUGAACUCGGAGCAGAAUCAUGAUGAUUAUUGUUUGGCCUAUGUGUUUACAGACCGUGACUUUGAUGAUGGAGUCCUUGGUCUGGCUUGGGUUGGAGCUCCUUCAGGGAGCUCUGGCGGAAUAUGUGAAAAGAGCAAACUGUAUUCAGAUGGUAAGAAGAAGUCACUGAACACUGGAAUCAUCACAGUUCAGAACUAUGGUUCUCAUGUGCCUCCUAAGGUUUCUCACAUUACUUUUGCACAUGAGGUUGGGCAUAACUUUGGCUCACCUCAUGAUUCUGGAAUGGAGUGUACUCCAGGAGAGUCCAAGAACUUGGGACAAAAAGAAAAUGGCAAUUAUAUAAUGUAUGCAAGAGCUACAUCCGGGGACAAACUUAACAACAACAAGUUUUCUAUCUGUAGCAUUCGAAAUAUCAGCCAAGUUCUUGAGAAAAAGAGAAAUAAUUGUUUUGUUGAAUCUGGUCAGCCCAUCUGUGGUAAUGGACUGGUUGAACAAGGAGAACAGUGUGACUGUGGAUACAGUGACCAGUGUAAAGAUGAAUGCUGUUAUGAUGCAAACCAACCAGAAGAUAAAAAAUGCAAGUUAAGACCAGGCAAAUCCUGCAGCCCUAGUCAAGGCCCUUGCUGUACUGCACAGUGUAAUUUCAAACUGAGGACUGAUAAGUGUCGAAAUGAUUCUGACUGUGCAAAGGAAGGAAUGUGUGAUGGUGUCAGUGCUCUCUGUCCAGCAUCUGAGCCUAAAAAAAACUUCACAGCUUGCAACCGGAACACACAAGUUUGUUUAAAUGGGCAAUGUGCUGGCUCUAUCUGUGAGAAGUUUGACUUGGAGGAGUGUACAUGUGCUAGUUCAGAUGGCAAGGACGAUAGAGAAUUGUGUCAUGUCUGCUGCAUGAGAAAAAUGGACCCAGCUAGUUGUGCAAGUACAGGCUCUCAUCAGUGGGAGAAACACUUUGGUCGUAAAACUACUACUUUGCAACCUGGAUCUCCUUGUAACGACUUCAAAGGCUACUGUGAUGUGUUCAUGAGGUGUCGGCUAGUAGAUGCUGAUGGCCCUCUAGCUAGAUUAAAGAAAGCAAUUUUUAAUCCAGAACUAUAUGAAAAUAUUGCAGAAUGGAUUGUGGCUUAUUGGUGGGCAGUGUUGCUUAUGGGAAUUGCAUUGAUCAUGUUGAUGGCUGGUUUCAUUAAGAUAUGCAGUGUUCAUACUCCAAGCAGUAAUCCAAAGUUGCCUCCUCAUAAACCACUUCCAGGCACUUUAAAAAGGAGGAGACCACCACAAACCACUCAGCCACCACAGCGGCAAAGACCCCGAGAGAGUUAUCAGAUGGGACAUAUGAGACGUUGACUGCAGCUUUUUGCCUUGGU